AUGUGGAGCGGAUUGCUGGUGGCGGGGACCCGGCUGGCUGCAGGAAGGUGUCCCGCGUUAUGGCCUCGCCUCGCCGCCCUCUCCCCCACACAGCGGGUGCCCGAGACGGGUCUUGCCCCGCAGCGGAGCCUGCACACGACGGCGGCGCGGGCUAUCCCGCUCAUUCCCAUCGUGGUGGAGCAGACGGGUCGCGGCGAGCGUGCCUAUGACAUCUACUCGCGGCUGCUGAGGGAGCGCAUCGUGUGUGUCAUGGGUCCGAUUGAUGACAAUGUGGCCAGCCUGGUUAUCGCACAACUGCUGUUCCUGCAGUCUGAGAGCAACAAGAAGCCCAUCCACAUGUACAUCAACAGCCCUGGUGGCCUGGUGACCUCGGGCCUGGCCAUCUACGACACGAUGCAGUACAUCCUGAACCCCAUCUGCACGUGGUGUGUUGGCCAGGCCGCCAGCAUGGGCUCCCUGCUUCUCGCCGCGGGCACCCCUGGCAUGCGCCACUCGCUCCCCAAUUCACGCAUCAUGAUCCACCAGCCCUCUGGGGGCGCCCGGGGCCAAGCCACAGACAUCGCCAUUCAGGCAGAGGAGAUCAUAAAACUCAAGAAGCAGCUCUACACCAUCUAUGCCAAGCACACCAAACAGAGCCUCCAGGUGAUUGAGUCGGCCAUGGAGAGAGAUCGCUACAUGAGUCCCAUGGAGGCCCAGGAGUUUGGCAUCUUAGACAAGGUACUGGUGCACCCACCUCAGGAUGGUGAGGACGAGCCUGAGCUAGUGCAGAAGGAGCCUGUGGCAGCAGCGACAGCAGCAGAACCUGCUCCAGUGAGCACUUGA
Messenger RNA from Pipistrellus nathusii (Nathusius's pipistrelle), 822 nucleotides. The record is from the annotation of a GenBank genome assembly. NCBI's taxonomy places the organism in Eukaryota, Metazoa, Chordata, Mammalia, Chiroptera, Vespertilionidae.